Messenger RNA from Histoplasma capsulatum G186AR, 441 nucleotides. RefSeq lists its product as uncharacterized. The record is from RefSeq and is a predicted model, not a curated record. The transcript is spliced from 2 exons. The coding region runs from base 1 to 441 and encodes 146 amino acids. Lineage: Eukaryota; Fungi; Ascomycota; Eurotiomycetes; Onygenales; Ajellomycetaceae.
AUGCGCCUGUUCCUACAAGAGGAAAGCGGGCAUUUCAAAUAUGAAAUAAUUAUCACCGUGGUAUAUAGAGUUGAAGUAGUCCUGCCCAAAGAACGCAAGGACGCGCUGCAUCGUUGUUGGAGGAGGGGUAGAUGGGUGUGGUAUAUUGGGGGUGCACGAACCCUGGCAACACCGCCGGGGAAACACAGGCAAAGUAUGGCAGGGCAUUCCCAUAGAAACGGGCGCGAAGGGGAUAUAAACCCAAUUAAUGCGUAUAUUUUCAACAAGUGGGGUCGGUGGCCUAGUCAGGUCAAGCCAGACCCGAGUCUGGGGGCGCGAAAGCCGCCUUCCCCUCUACCCACCACCCGGCUAGGAGCAGUCAGGCCAAACCAGAUCCGGCUGGAAGGCGCUGCCCCUACCCGACGCAUACGACCGACCGAACGGUGGAAAACCCCAAAAUAA